UGUUUUCCUGAGUUAGCUAUGGUUAUAUAGUUUCUCAAGUUAGCUAUGUUUAUAUGGUUUUUCAAGUAAGCUUUUAUAUGGUUUCUUGAACCCUAAUGUACCUACUUUUUUAUGUCGUGUUUUCAAGAAUGUUUGUGUAUAAACAUCCAUAUAGAAGUUAGGAGGUACAAAGAUGAAAAAUACAAUAAUAAUCAAACUAAGUAUGAUAGGAUGGUGAUCACGAGUUGGACUUUAACGGGGAUGGGGUUGUCAUUGGGAUGAAUGCAAACAAAGCGGCUUUAGAUAGUUAUCACUGUCUUUUCAAAACAAAGAAGCCGUGUUUUAGUAUGGGUGUGUAAGUGCGUAAAUUAAAACUCUACGGGAUUUGCCAACGCAAGAAGUUGUGGAAGAAAAAACGUAAUCAGCAGAGGAAGGAAACAUAUUGAUACUGUCCAUAUCAUUGAACAUAAUUAUUGUAUCCCAGACAAUCAAUGGAUUGGAGACUUUAUCUUGUCUUUUCAUUAAAGACUUUCAUCUGUACCGUCCAUGGGCAAGAUAAAAGUCAAAUGCCUCCGAAAAUGAUUAGUGUCUUCAACAAUGUAUACUUCUUUCCAAGAGAUUCCAUACUGGUUGAUUCUUCAUUUAAGUGUCAAGCCGAAAAUGGCCAGAUCCAAUAUGUGUGGAAAAAAGAUGGAGUAGUUGUAGAGAAUACCCAGUUAAUUCCAGUAGACAAUUCGACAGGAAUUAUUACAUUUGUCAAGAUACAGACAGAACAUUACGGAGCCUACCAAUGUUUCGCUUCUAAUACUUAUGGAACGUCACUUUCAACCCCCUUUAAUUUGAAGGAAUCAAUGUUAGGAAGCUUUCCUAUCGGCGAUAUUCAAGAGGUACGAUGUAAACAAUUUGAGCAUUGUAAAAUCCAGUGUCGUGGGAAGCCAACCUGUGUGCCAGACUCACAAUGUAGAGUGGAAUGGAAAAUUGGAGUUGGAACCAAAAAUAAUGUUGAGAUUAACAAACGAGUUGGAGUGGAUGGAAAUGGUGAUCUUCAUUUUCUGUGGACGGACACUGCUGACUGGAACGGUUUACAGUAUAAGUGUGGGAUGUGGAUGAACCAGAUUAAGCUGUUAGUGAUUGGUAGCCAAACAAGUCUAAAAAUUGACUGUUUUAUUUUAGAUUCGAAAGCAGUUGAUUUUAUAGAACCCACCUUAGUAUUCAAAAAAGAUGGUAAAGCUCAUGUUGGGGGAAAGGGUGUUCUGAGAUGCAUGUUUUCUGGAUAUCCUGUCCCAGAUAUUGAAUGGAUGUCUUUAGGCAAAUUUACAACCAUCAAAAACACCACAGGCAAAUAUAUCAUCAGUGACUUUGGAAGAGUACUGACUAUCAUAAAUGCAAAGCCAGACAACGAAGGUUUUUAUUCAUGCACAGGAAAUGGGACAACAAACUCUCUUUCUCAAAGGGUCUUUUUAAAUGUCACAUCCGCUCCCAUUCUGCCCGGAGACAAUCAGAUGCGCGAUCUGGUGGUACCAGUUGGAAAAAACGCCAUAUUCCGCUGUGAGGCCGAGUCCUUACCGAAUGAGAUGCCUCCAACUCUUCCAAUAUGGAACAAGAAUGGAGUGGAUCUAGUGAUCGCUGGAGGGAAGUACAUCUUGAGCGAGAACAGCAAAGUGUUGACCCUAACUAGCGUACAGAAGUCUGAUACAGGGGUUUACCAGUGUAUGUCAGAGAACAGUGAGGGGAUGCUACUGAAGGAAGCCAUACUCAAAGUUAUAGAUCCAAUUAUUGUCCGAAAGCGCCCACUGGAUAAUUACAAAAUUGCGCCAGGGGAUAUACUGAACCUAGCAGUGGUCGCUGAUACUGAUCCCCCUUUCACUCUUCAGUACAAAUGGAUGUUUACUGACCACCAAGGCAACGAAAGCGAAAUCAAAAGUAACGAGUAUUGGAAGCUUUCUUGGCCUAUAAAUAAACAGUUAACUAUUGAUGUGAGUAAUGUUACAGAUCCGACCAUUCUAGUUUCUCUUGCGGGUUACUACAGCGUGAAAAUAUACCACAACUAUGAUGAGAAAGUUAUUUACAUUACCGUGGAGACAGACGUCUUUCCUAAUACAGAUAUUGUUGAAAUAAUGAACUGCAAUAAAGCUGUCACCUGGACCUUUCAAAGGAGUCUCAUUUGUACUGUCAUCGGCCAAGAUUCUAGUCAGAUGCCACCAAACAUGACCAGUAUCUUUAACGAUGAAUACUCUUUCCCUCGAGAUUCCAUAUUAACUGAUGCUUCCUUUAACUGCAAGGCAGAAAAUGGAAGGGUUAUAUAUGAGUGGAAAAAAGACGGAUAUGUGGUACUUAAUAGUCAGUUUAUUGCAGUGGACAAAUCAAUGGGAAUUCUUAAGUUUCUCAAAAUGCAAAACGAUGACUAUGGAACUUACCAAUGCUUUGCUACAAAUGAUUACGGAACAUCACUUUCAAAGCCAUUCAAAAUAAUGGAAGCAAGAUUAGGAUCUUUCCCUCCUUCUCAAAUUCAAGAGAUAAAAUGUGAAGAAUUUAAGCAUUGCAAAGUAGAGUGUCGACACAAGCCAACGUGUUUGCCAGAAUCACAAUGUAAAGUGGAAUGGAAAAUUGGAGAAGGAACUAAGACCAAUGUAGAAAUAAAUAAAAGGGUUGGAGUUGAUGGAAAUGGCAAUCUUCAUUUUCUCUGGACAAAUAUGAGUGACUGGACUGGUCAACAGUACAGGUGUGGGGUGUGGCAUGAGCAACUUAAGACAUUGGUUGUUGGAAGUCAAACAAGUCUUAGAAUUGACAGUGCAACAGCAGUUCCAAAAGUAGACCCAAUGUUGGUGUUCAAAGAAAACGGCAAAGCUCUGAUUGGAGAAAAGGGCGUUCUGAGAUGCAUGUUUUCUGGAUACCCUGUCCCAGACAUCACGUGGAUUUCCCCGCAAAAGAUGAACAUUGACAAUGCCGACGGCAAAUAUGAAAUCAGUGACUUCGGCAGAGUGCUCACAAUUUUGCGAGCGGAAUCAGAAAAUGAAGGAAAAUACACUUGUAAACAUUCGGGGAAAAACGAAACUGUCUUUUUGAAUGUCACAUCUGCUCCCUUUCUGAGGGGGAGCAAGCAGAUGCAAGAUUUGGUGGUACCAGAAAAACAGGAGGCCACGUUCCGCUGUGAGACUGGGUCCUUGACCGAUGAAUUACCACCAACUCGACCGACUUGGAAGAAAAACGGAGUUGAUUUAAAGAUAGAUGGAGGAAAGUACCUAUUGGGAGAAAAUAGUCAAGUGUUGAGAGUCAAAGAUGUUCAGAAGUCAGACUCGGGGGUUUACCAGUGUAUGUCAGAAAACAGCGAGGGUGUUCUACUGAAGGAGGCCAUACUUAAAGUUACAGAUCCGAUAAAAACCACCGUGGAGACAGGUAUCAUCACCAUCAAAACGACCAUCACUUCCACUGAUAUUUUUACUACAGAUAUUGCUCAUACAGAAAUUGUUAAUACAGAUAUUAGUUCUAAUAUCAUUACUACUAAGGUUGUCCCAAAGACGCAGAAUUCCAAAGAAACCGGUUCAAACGCCGCUGUCGCCAUCAUCGUGGCCGUGUUAAUCUCCAUUAUAGUCCUUGUCAUCCUCGUUAUCGUUGCUCGGAGAAUUCAACAGAGAGGCUCCUCUAUGGAUAAGAAAGAACUUGCCACUGGACACGACCCUAACCCUGAGAACGAACGGAAAGAAACCUCGCUCAAGGACCAACCAGUGUAGUGGAAUUGACCGUUGAAUUGAAAAAUGCAUACAUUAUUAACUUUUUGUGCAUGAAUAAAAAUUUGUGGAAGCAAUGAAGCAAUUAAAAUGAUUGCAUUAAUUUACUUUUACAGUAAACCUAGUAAUUUAUUGGGUUGAUUUUAUGCAUGCAUAUUAUUUUUAAUGACCUCAAAAAAUUAAAUAUAAAAUCUACCUUAAAAUUCAAAACAUGGAAUUUUUUUCUUAUAAAUUCCCAAGAAGUAAAGACAAUUUUUUAAAUAUUUAAUCAAUAAGAUUUAUAAGAGCUCUUAGUCUUUUAAAAUGAUAUACAUGUAGAGAGAUAGAGAGAAAGAGAGAGAGAGAGAGAGAGUAGCUACAACCAUGACCCCUCUCUUUGUCAAGACAAAUAAAUUGAUAAAUAAAAUAUAAUUAUGUAGAAAAAAGUUUAUUUGUAAAGUAUAAUCACUUUGUAAAACAUCUAGCUGGUAAUUUAUGAACCAUUGUAACUACAUGUAACAUUAUGAGUUAUUAGUACUAGUGUCACUGUAUUUUUUUGAAUUAAUUUCAUACUUUGUAACCAAGAGAUUUUACUAAUCUACUUCUAUUUUGAUGCAGAACAGAAAUGACAUGUGCACGAGCAAAUUUCUACUUAAAUAACACAUAUCAUACAGUUUCUAACGAAUAAAUGCAUGACUUUUGACCGUAUUCUUCUUUCUGUAUGAUUCUGAUUUUGUAUUUUUCCUGCAACUUGAGAUUUUAGUCAUUUUGUUCAGUUCAUUUGUUUCGUAUUUAAAAUAAAAUUUUAUAUCCUGCUG
Messenger RNA from Magallana angulata, 4504 nucleotides. RefSeq names its product hemicentin-1-like. NCBI's taxonomy places the organism in Eukaryota, Metazoa, Mollusca, Bivalvia, Ostreida, Ostreidae. The transcript has 24 exons. Gene Ontology annotation, biological process: homophilic cell-cell adhesion; axon guidance; dendrite self-avoidance. Gene Ontology annotation, cellular component: plasma membrane; axon. Gene Ontology annotation, molecular function: cell-cell adhesion mediator activity. The record is from RefSeq and is a predicted model, not a curated record. Bases 471 to 3710 code for a protein of 1079 amino acids.